AUGUAUUGGGACACCAUCAAAGCUAAACUGAAGAAGAAAAAUGAAAUGACUAACAAUGAUGCAGCAGUCGAUGAGAUUGAUCAGCCGCUUGUGCAGAAGCUGAUGGAACGAGAUUACUUCAACGUUGUGCAAACAUUAGAGGCAGGGACUCCGAUGCUGUCGGUGGUUCCGCAUCAAUGGAUAAAAGGGAAGUUUCUGUUAUGGCCUGGGAAGAAUGCUAGCGUUAUAUGUAAAGAUGUUUCUUCGAAACCUACUGCUUCUUGGACAAAAAUUCCCUGUAUAGUUAAGAGGAAGUACAUUCCAACAUACGCUGAAGCGGAACAGGAGGCCGCUGAUUUAUCGGGAAUGUCCACAGAUGUAUCAGACUACAUACCGAAGAUAAAACAUGCAAAAAACGCCAAGACUGUUGCAUCCAGAAAGAGUUAUGAUUUUAAUCACCUCAUGGGUAAAUCCGGCUCAUGCUCUCCAUAUUUUCAUCAAGAUGCAUCCACACAAAAUCAACUAAAUCCUCCAGCUGCUGUCUCUCAGCCAUUAGACAGGCUUCGCCUCCAAUCUGAACCUACAAAACCGCCGCAGGACUUUCAAGAAGAAGUGAACCGACGAUCUUCUCAACAAUAUCAACAACCUCAGCCAAUCUUCGAAGUUAUCAAUCAAGAUAACCUUUUGCAGCAGAGCGCAAUGGAAGACAACCUUAUUUCCGGAGGAUACGUGCUGAAUAUUGAGCAGCCUGUGAUUAAUGACGAUAUAAUCGUACAGCAGAUUUCAAAAAAAAUUGAAGACGAAUGCAAGAAAACUAAAAACGAAAUGAUCAGUACGUUUGAAUCUAUGCUGGCGAAGACUGUAGCCGCAUUGAAAAGCGAUUUUGAUAUGAAAUUGGCAGCCGCGUUCCGUCUUCGAGAGAACCAGGAUAGAGUAUGUCAUGAAACGAAAUUGGCGAAACCUUUAGUCAUCUUCAUGCAAAAAAUCAUUGGUCAUACUGGAGACAACUGUAAUGGAUAUAACACAUGUUACUCUUUGAUUGACCAAUUCUUCGACCGCAAGAUCAUGUUGCAUUGCUCGUGGAGUGGGGGUAGCAAGAGCGAUACCCCUAAAUUUGCAAUAAAAGAAUGCAAAAACAUCCUGAACGUAUUUUUUAGAAUUGUUCAUAAUGUGAAUCCCAACUUUUCUAAAAAAUUGCUGGAGGAUGUUUUUAAACAAGUUUUGCGGAAUUCGAAAGCACGGAGUCAAGCAAAAGGCUUGCGUCAUUCAUCGAUCCAUCGCCGUGGCAAGCGGAUGGCGGAAAGGUCCAUUAAAAGUUCAAGCGAUCUUGAUAAAUCCAGCCUAUCAGAAGGCCAUUAUCCUAGUACAAAUAGAACAAAAGAAGAAAACGUCGAACAGGAAUCUGGGAACGUGAAAUAUGAAGAUGAUGGAGACACUGAUGACAACAAUUAUGGUGACGAUGAAAAUGACGGCAACGAUGAUAGUGAAGUUGACUGAUGACAAGAUGACAAGGAUAUCGCUUCUCGGCCUAAAGGCUAAGAUCAAAGAAAAGAUGACAAGGAUGAAAAUAAAGAAUAUAACGCUGCACGUUACGAACUGCCUAGGUAUUUUAUUUCUUUCCAUAAUUUACAUAUUAUUUGAAGCGCUUUUUUUAUUUAUCGUACAUAUAUAUAACUGUUUUUCCUUGUUUUAUGUAAUAAAAAUGUUUGCAGACUGUCUCACGAAAAAGUAUAUGAAUGUAAUAAGAUUGUGAUUUUUGAUAUAUUUCAUGAUAUUAUCCUGCACAAAUUGUAUGGAGAAGUGGAAGUAAUACAAUGGUGUUUUGUGUGUAAGGAACCGCUACGAAUUUGCAAGUAAUAUCGUUUAUGUUAUAUGUUUUACCUGAUUUCAAAAAUAAUUUUACUAGAAAAAUAUACAAAUAUGAUGAACGA
This is a messenger RNA of Toxorhynchites rutilus septentrionalis, 1910 nucleotides long. RefSeq lists its product as uncharacterized. The coding region runs from base 1 to 1476 and encodes 491 amino acids. Lineage: Eukaryota; Metazoa; Arthropoda; Insecta; Diptera; Culicidae. The transcript is spliced from 6 exons. The record is from RefSeq and is a predicted model, not a curated record.